Sciurus carolinensis (gray squirrel) is the source of this 4408-nucleotide messenger RNA. RefSeq names its product aquaporin 11 (gene Aqp11). NCBI's taxonomy places the organism in Eukaryota, Metazoa, Chordata, Mammalia, Rodentia, Sciuridae. The record is from RefSeq and is a predicted model, not a curated record. Gene Ontology annotation, molecular function: channel activity. The coding region runs from base 328 to 1140 and encodes 270 amino acids. Gene Ontology annotation, cellular component: cytoplasm; membrane. The transcript has 3 exons. Gene Ontology annotation, biological process: transmembrane transport.
GCUGUGCGUGUUGGGCUUGGCUGACCGUUGGCCCCUCAGCCGACGCUCAAGCACAGCUCCCUCGCCGCCCCUCACCUCCUCUCCUCCCCGGCUCCGCGUGCCAACACCCCGGCUCCGUUGCCAACACCUUCUGAGCCGGGGAGGAGGGAACGGAGCCGGGGAGGAGGGGAGGAUCCCUCCCGCGUGACGCCCCGGGCCUCCUGCUCGCCCACAGCCGGCCCGCCCCAGGGGCGUGAAGAGGGGCGGGACUGCGGACUUCGGACUCUGGCCCCCAGGCCGCCUCCUGUCCCGCAGGAGCAGGCACCCUAGUCAGACUGUAAGGGAGCCAUGUCGGCGCUGCAGGGGCUCUGGCCCCAGGUCCAGGACACCUGCACCUCUCUGGGGUUUAUGUUGUCGAUCGUGCUGUUCAUGGGGCUGGGCCGCGUGAUUGCUCGGCAGCAGCUGCACAGGCCCCUGGUCCACGCCUUCGUCUUGGAGUUCCUAGCCACCUUCCAGCUCUGCUGCUGCACCCACGAGCUACAAUUGCUUAGCGCGCAGGACUCCACGCACCCCACCUGGACGCUGACGCUAAUCUACUUCUUCUCGUUGGUGCAUGGCCUGACUCUGGUGGGCACUUCCAGCAACCCUUGCGGCGUGAUGAUGCAGAUGAUGCUGGGGGGAAUGUCCCCGGAGAUGGGUGCAGUAAGGCUGUCGUCUCAGCUGGUUAGCGCUCUAUGCAGCAGGUACUGCAUAAGCGCCCUGUGGAACCUGGGUCUGACCAAGUAUCACUUCAGCGAGAGGAGCUUGGCUUGCAAGAAUCCCAUCAAUGCCGAUUUACCCAAAGCGAUCAUCACAGAGGCCAUCUGCUCCUUUAUCUUCCACAGCGCUCUGCUGCACUUCCAGGAGGUCCGAACCAAGCUCCGUAUCCACCUGCUGGCUGCACUCAUCACCUUUUUGGCCUAUGCAGGAGGAAGCCUAACAGGAGCAGUGUUCAAUCCAGCAUUGGCACUCUCACUUCAUUUCGUGUGUUUUGAUGAAGCUUUCUCUCAAUUUUUUAUAGUAUACUGGCUGGCUCCUUCUUUAGGUAUAUUGUUGAUGAUUUUAAUGUUCAGCUUUUUCCUUCCAUGGCUGCAUAACAAUACAAUUAAUAAAAAGGAAUAACUAUUCCAAAAGACUCAAACUAAGUUACAGGACGGUCAAGCUGGAUGUGCUAUACACUGGCCGCACUGGAUUCGUCAAUGUUUUAACUUCCUUUGAGGAAGCUGUCUUAAGUUUUCAUCAUUGGGACUUAAAAAAAAAUUACUGUGAAAAUGAGGUAUCCUGUAUGUCUCAGUUAAGACUUGUUCUUUUGAGUGAUGUGUUAAAUGCUGCUAGAAAAGACUCAUUCAUUAAACCUCACAUAAAUCUCAAAUGAUAAUUAUUAACUUUGAGGAAAAUCAAAUGAGCACAAGGUUGAGAAGGGGAGAGAAAGUGAUGGAAGGCUGAAAGAAACUGUAUAUGGGGUGUUGCCUGAAUGAAUUGGAUUACUUAACCAAAGUACAAGUCUAGCUUACAGAACUGAAGAGAACUGGAUAGAAGAUACUUUCCAGAGACUACCUCACACACUGAAACCAUCAGCGGUGUCAUCUUUCAAUAGGAAAAUUGCUUUUUGAAGAGUAUAUAUCCCCUCAUUCUCAAGGGGUUUCCUAAAUUUUAAAUAUAUUCUAAUUUCUAAAAUUUUUCUCUAAGUAGAUAAUCACUAGCUUCAGGCAAGUUGUAUAACAGAAUUAAAAACUCAUAGGAAGCCGAGAUUAAACCUAUCUACCUUUUAAUGUACCUUACACCUACCAGGUGAAGUAGGUACAUGUAUUUUUAAUCUUUAUUUUACAGAUAAGGAAACUAAACCUAGAUGGGUCUGUCGUUUACUGCUUCAACCCAAAAACUCCUCUCGGCCAUCGUUGUGAUCUAAGGAAAAUAGAGUUUUGAAGAUUUGUUAAAUUUUUAAUUAUUAUUUUAUUUUUAUUUAUUUACUUUGUUUGCAGUGCUGGGGAUUGAACCCAGGGCCUUGUGCUUUCGAGGCAAGCACUCUACCAACUGAGCUAUAUCCCCAGUCCCAUUAAAUUUUUUAUAAUAAUAUUAAAUAAAGGAAUUAAUUAGUAUUUUUGAGGUUUAAAGAACCUUCAACUUUUCUCUAUUGUCUUAUUGUCUGAGGUUGAAUUUUCAUUAAAAGUUCAGAUCAUAAAAGGUUAGUGUUUCUCUCCAAAGGCGAUUCUAUUAUCAGUUAGAAUUGAAAGUAAAAAAUAUAUAAAUAUAUGUGGUGAGAUGACUGAGCAAUAAUCAAGUAACAAGCAAAUGGUAAGUCGCCAGGUAAUUAAAGCCUGUUGGUGCUCCGCCUGUAGUCAAUCGCUUUACUUACAACUGUCGACUGAGCAGUGGCAGCUUGUUGUUAAGUCCACCUAACAGGCAGCUGGUUUGAAGAUCAGUUUGUCUCUUUAACUUACAAAAAAAAUACCAUAGUAGUACUUUAAAAAGCAGAGGUCAUAAAGUUGUGACUGAAUAGGUAAAGGUUUCACUUAUUUGUUUUACUGGGUCUGCUCAGUACUUAAAAUAGUGUCAAUAUUUUAAGUCUUUUCACACAAAAAUCCAUAGUUUCAGCUUCUUUUGCAAAAAAAAAAACCAAAACAAAACAGAGUAUCUUACAAUAUUAGGCCUGAAUUCUGCCAUGGCAACACCACUAAGUAACUGUUCUUCCCUUUAACAGUUGUCUUCCAAACAUGAAGCUGUGUCACUGUUUCAUGGCUAUUUCUCUUAUAGAAAUAGUUUUUUAUUCAUGUUGCUUACAUGAAUAUUAUGGUUUAAGAAAAAUGAGUAUUAAUUUGUGAAAAUAGCCCUCUGAACUUCACAUCAGACUAAAUUUGUGACUUCUGAUACCCCUGCUUCCUCUGCAAUCUUCUCAAAUGGUGGCCACUUCCCAACACUCUCACACCACUGCCUGGGGGUGGAAUAAACCUAUUCCUUGUCCUACUGCUACUUUUUCAUUCUCCUCUACUUCCUACCUUAAAAACAGGGCAUCAACUACCUGGGUACUAGUUGCAGUUAAGUAUUGUAUAGUUCCCUCAAGUCCCCCUUGUUCCUAAGGUCUGAGUUCCUGUCAUUCUUUUUCUAUAACACUACUCCAGUUAUAUUUCUUGGUAAUUAAUACCACAGAAAUGAUCCUUUUCAAUGUCUUGGCCCCAGUUUGUUGGCUUGCUCUCCUUUGAUAAUCUUGGCUUUUACUUUGCCUUAGCUAUAACUUAUAGCUAAAGGUUCAUCAUAAUAGGUAAAAAAUUUCUGAUCUCAAACACCCCACUUUCCGACUGUAACUCCUUUCCAGCUCACUCACUCUAGUACGCAUCUCCAGUGAUCCCCUGACUGCCACAGGGAACUUCUGCCCACUGACAACUUUUCACGUUUAUUAUCCUUCCCAAAUACCAUCUUCUACUUAAGCAACUUAAAUUAUGGCUGAUCAUCACAAUCAUGCUUGCAUAUACCUGUAAAUCCCUUUCCUCAUCUCUUCACCAUACCCAUAAAACUUAACCGCAACCUGAUUAAAUGCAGUGGUUUGCUUAUUCUCUACCUGACACUCAUGCUAUAGAACACACCCAGAACUUGCUGUGUAUAUGUGUGUUUAGGGACUUGAGGUUGCUGUAGGCAGUUGUAUAUGUUUUACAAGACAGCACCUAAGCAUCUUUCCUGUUUGGGGUAAUACACCACUGUGAGACAGGGACAGUGCCAUUUGUUAUAAAAGCUUAAAGUGGUCAGAUACUCCAUCUGUCCCUUACAACUAAGGCACACAGUGCCAUCCAGAACUUUUGAAUCCUGAGUGUAGUGACUCAAAGAAACAAUAAAGAAAUUAGUCUAAUAACAGCAGGAGAAUUAAAAAUCUUAAGUAACUGCUCCUGGUUCCUAACCUUUUUUAUGAGCCUUAUUUAUUUUACUUUCUUGUCCAUUUUGUGAACUAGAAAAUAGCCAGUGUUUGAACUGAUUUACAGCCAAAAUUUGGACUGACAGAUGUUAUAAUUUUAUGAAAAUUACUGCACUAUCUUCAUAUUCAAAAAGUUCACUAUUUGCAGUUUAUUGCAAAUUGUUUUUGCUUCUCUUCAUAAUGCUCUUAGCUAUUUACUACUGCUACUAGUAAGUCUGAUGCAACCAUUCCAGUUGCCUUUAUUAGCCUGUUAAAUGCCUAUAAACCGGAUAUUCCAGAGCAUUAGAUCUGUUUAUAGAGGAGACUUGCCGUGAAGCUCUGAAGGUUCUACAAAAAAUUGCAUAGAUUUCAUGACAUCUAUUUUAAUUGCUCAAUGGAAUUUUAAAUUUCAAGCUUCUCAAAUAUAUUCUAAGUGGUGGUUGAACCUUAGUAUCUCUUAUGAAGCCAUUACUACUACUGGUAGUAAUUAAUAUCUAGUGAGCUAUU